AUGGUCAACGCCGUAGCGACUGGCAAGAUGGCUCCUCAGCAGGGCGUACAACCCGCGGUCCUAUACAAGCUCAUCUUGUUCGCGAUCCUCAUGGCCGUCGUACCUAUCGGCACCUACUUCGGCUCUUUAAACUACAUGUGGAACGGGUCUACCACCUACUCCGCCAUCUCAGCGGUUGUCACCGCCAACAUCGUCCUCGUCGGAUACGUCGUGGUUGCUUUCGAGGAAGAAGCGGCAUACAAUACCACACCAGCUCCUCCGCUGUUACGGAAGAAGGAGCAGUGA
Dioszegia hungarica is the source of this 285-nucleotide messenger RNA. Its product is annotated as VMA21-like domain-containing protein. The transcript is spliced from 3 exons. NCBI's taxonomy places the organism in Eukaryota, Fungi, Basidiomycota, Tremellomycetes, Tremellales, Bulleribasidiaceae. Gene Ontology annotation, cellular component: endoplasmic reticulum membrane. The record is from RefSeq and is a predicted model, not a curated record. Gene Ontology annotation, biological process: vacuolar proton-transporting V-type ATPase complex assembly. Bases 1 to 285 code for a protein of 94 amino acids.